This is a messenger RNA of Penicillium macrosclerotiorum, 1617 nucleotides long. Its product is annotated as sugar porter family MFS transporter. The coding region runs from base 1 to 1617 and encodes 538 amino acids. Gene Ontology annotation, cellular component: membrane. Gene Ontology annotation, biological process: carbohydrate transport; transmembrane transport. NCBI's taxonomy places the organism in Eukaryota, Fungi, Ascomycota, Eurotiomycetes, Eurotiales, Aspergillaceae. The record is from RefSeq and is a predicted model, not a curated record. Gene Ontology annotation, molecular function: carbohydrate:proton symporter activity. The transcript has 4 exons.
AUGGGCUUCGCCUUGAAGAAGCCAGACGAUGCCGUGGGCUCAGCCUCCCCGGCAAUUAUCAUCGGUCUCUUCGUUGCUUUUGGUGGUGUUCUAUUCGGAUAUGACACCGGUACUAUCAGCGGUAUUCUUGCCAUGAAGAAAUGGCGAGAGAUGUUUUCCACUGGCUAUAUUAACCCUGCCGACCACCUUCCCGAUGUCACAUCGUCCCAAUCCUCCAUGAUCGUUUCCCUCCUUUCCGCUGGUACUUUCUUCGGUGCACUUGGUGCAGCUCCUAUUGCGGAUUACUUUGGCCGUCGGAUGGCUAUGAUUCUGAAUACUUUUGUUUUCUGUUUUGGCGUCAUCCUGCAAACAGCAUCAGUCUCGAUUCCGCUGUUUGUGGCCGGUCGAUUCUUUGCCGGCCUGGGUGUUGGUCUUCUUUCGGCAACUAUUCCCCUAUAUCAGUCUGAGACUGCUCCAAAGUGGAUUCGUGGCACCAUUGUGGGUGCCUACCAGCUGGCAAUUACUUUCGGUCUACUGCUGGCCGCCAUCGUGAACAACUCGACUAAGGACCGCAUGGAUACCGGCUGCUAUCGUAUUCCUGUCGCAGUGCAAUUCGCUUGGGCGAUUAUUCUUGUGGCUGGAAUGAUCAUCCUUCCCGAGACUCCUCGGUUCCUUGUUAAGAAGGAUAGACAUGAGGAUGCCGCCAAAGCUCUUGCCCGUCUACGCCGUAUUGAUGUCAACGACUCGGCUAUCAUUGAGGAAUUGGCUGAGAUCCAGGCCAACCAUGAAUUUGAGCUUCGGUUGGGCAAGGCCACAUACCUUGAGAUCAUGCGCGGCUCGAUUGGCAAACGUCUUGCUACUGGCUGUGCCGUCCAGGCUCUUCAGCAACUUGCGGGUGUCAACUUCAUCUUUUACUAUGGUACCACCUUCUUCCAAAACUCCGGUAUCCAGAACUCUUUCGUGAUCACCCUGAUCACUAAUAUCAUCAACGUUGUAUCCACCUUCCCCGGCCUAUAUAUGGUUGAGAAAUGGGGCCGCCGCCCACUCCUGAUGUUCGGUGCCGUUGGCAUGUGCGUCUCACAGCUAAUUGUCGCCAUUGUUGGCACAGCUACUAGCUCCACUGUCGCGAACAAGGUGCUGAUCGCCUUCGUGUGCGUGUACAUUUUCUUCUUCGCCAGUUCGUGGGGCCCCGUCGCCUGGGUUGUGACUGGCGAACUGUUCCCGCUCAAGGCCCGUGCCAAGUGCCUUUCUAUAACUACCGCCACCAACUGGUUGCUCAACUGGGCUAUCGCCUACGCCACACCCUACAUGGUCAACAGCGGCCCUGGCAACGCCAACCUCCAGUCCAAGGUAUUCUUCAUCUGGGGAGGAUUCUGCUUUAUCUGCGCUAUCUUCGUUUACACUUGCAUCUACGAGACCAAGGGCCUGUCGCUGGAGCAAGUCGAUGAGCUUUACGCCAAGGUCCCUGUUGCCUGGAAGUCGGUCGGCUUCGUGCCCUCCGUGCACUACACUGAUGUCCGCGACGUUGCCGACUCCAAGCCUGGAAAUCUCGUACAAUUUGAGACCGAGGCUAAUGAGAAGCGUAGCGGCGAGCAGGCCACGCAUCUGGAGAGCAUCGCUGCGAAAUCUGAGGUUUAG